UUCGAGUUUCGACGUCGCGGUAUUUAUUUAUUUUUACUACGCCCACGCAUACCUUGGUGCCAUCAAUUUCCCCAAAAAUAAACUAUUGUUUUUACGAGGUUUUUCAUCUUUUACAGCUUUCUGUUUUUAUUUUUUUUUAAGCUCAAAACUUUUUUUUUACGACCGCGCAAAAGACAAUAAUUUCGAAACCGUAUGCAGGUCGACCGUCGGCCGACAACACUCCCGCGCAAACGGUUGCACAUCAAAAUCAUUCUUUCCCAGAUCCAUUAGUGCACGAAUCCACUGGGUGUGCUUAAUUACAGUCUUCUUUGAAAAAUUUGUCGUGCACGGAUUAAUAAUCAACACAAAAGUCUUUUAUGUUUAAAAUUAUCAAUACACUGGGAAACUAAAAGGAAAAAAUAAAAGCUGCAAGCUGUGUAUCACUGAUAAACAAGAAUUGAAUCAAAAAUGUACGGGCUUUUAUUGGAAAACCUCUCGGAAUAUAUAAAAAAAAUGUACGGCGAAGACAGAUGGGAGGAGAUUCGACGAAUGGCUAAUGUUGAUCAACCUAGUUUUAGCGUACACCAAGUAUAUUGUGAAACACUUAUUCCACGACUAGCAAAAAAAUCCCAAGAAGUACUUGGAAUUACGGAGAAAGAAUUUUUUGAACAGAUGGGAGUUCAUUUUGUCAGUUUUGUUGGUCAAUAUGGCUAUGAUCGAGUACUAUCGGUAUUGGGGCGACAUAUGCGAGACUUUCUAAAUGGUUUGGAUAAUUUACAUGAAUAUCUAAAGUUUUCAUAUCCAAGAAUGCAGGCGCCUUCAUUCAUUUGUGAAAACGAAUCUAAACAAGGAUUGACAUUGCAUUACCGUAGUAAACGCCGCGGAUUCGUGUACUACACUAUGGGCCAAAUAAAAGAAGUGGCUAGGCAUUUUUAUCACAAGGAAAUGCGCAUUGAACUAGUUCGUGAAGAGAUUUUAAUGGAUACAGUGCACGUGACGUUUCAAUUGAAAUUUGAUAAUAGAGCGUUCACAUUAGCAUCGAUGACAAUGACAAGGGAAGAAAAACAUCUUCCAAUAAGUGCAUCAGUGCUGUUCGAAAUAUUUCCGUUUUGCAUUGUGUUCAGCUCCAAUAUGAUUGUUCAAAGCAUUGGCAAUUCAUUGAUGGUCAUUUUACCAGAUCUAGUUGGGAAACGGAUUACUAAUUGGUUUGACCUUGUUAGACCCUUAAUAGCUUUUAAAUUCCAAACAAUUUUGAAUCGAACGAACAAUAUUUUUGAGCUAGUUACUGUUCAACCAGUGCUUUCUAAUCGACCAACAGACAGACACGUCAUUUUAAGUGAUGAAUCUUAUUUUUCACCAGAAGAAAACAAACUUCGAUUAAAAGGACAAAUGAUUUAUAUGGACAAUUGGCAAAUGAUGAUGUACUUGGGUACGCCCGUGAUGCCUGAUCUCAAUGCAUUAGUUACUACCGGCCUAUACAUAAACGAUCUCUCCAUGCAUGAUUUCAGCAGGGACCUAAUGUUGGCAGGGACACAACAGUCGGUUGAAUUAAAACUGGCACUAGACCAAGAGCAGUUAAAGUCAAAAAAACUGGAAGAGUCGAUGCGGAAACUAGAUGAAGAAAUGAAGCGUACUGAUGAGUUACUAUAUCAGAUGAUACCCAAACAAGUGGCUGAUCGACUAAGGUCGGGUGAAAAUCCCAUAGACACAUGCCAAAUGUUUGACAGCGUAUCUAUAUUAUUUUCGGACAUUGUCACCUUUACCGAAAUAUGCAGCAGAAUCACCCCGAUGGAAGUGGUUUCAAUGCUUAACGCCAUGUAUUCUAUAUUCGACACACUAACAGAACGGAAUAAAGUUUAUAAGGUGGAAACUAUUGGUGAUGCAUAUAUGGUUGUUUCGGGUGCACCAAUGACUGAAGACAAUCACGCAGAAAAAGUGUGUGAUAUGGCAUUGGAUAUGGUUGAUGCUAUUACAGAUCUAAAAGAUCCAUCAACGGGGUCUCAUUUGCAAAUCCGUGUUGGCGUACAUUCUGGAGCAGUGGUAGCUGGUAUUGUUGGUUUGAAGAUGCCAAGGUACUGUUUAUUCGGUGACUCGGUCAAUACUGCAUCUCGAAUGGAAUCCACAAGCGAAGCCAUGAAAAUUCAUAUAUCACAAACCACCAGAGAUCUUAUUUCAGCAUCGUACAUGGUUAAAGAGCGUGGUGCUAUGAAAACGUAUUGGUUGGAACACCGGGAAAGCCGACCUCCAUUAAGUCGGGUGCUACCACUGGCUAAUUCAGAUUUACCAGAAUUGGAGUGGGAGCGUAGUGCCGAUGCAGUAUUUGACAUUGUGGAACGCAACACGGACAUGAACAUGCAGUUGGCCGAAGACAGGAUUAGAACAUAUUCACCGGUAACAUUUCAAGAAGUGGCUAGACACUCGAUAUCACGUUCACCAGUUAGAGAAUAUUAUCGAGAGUCCAGAUCGAAUUCAAUAAGUUGUACGCCUAUCGUAUCUCAGAAAGAGCUGCAACGUUUGACAUGUCUGAACAGGAGUUCGUCGCCACUAUCACGAUUUGCGAGGAAAACCGAACAAUUACCAAAGCCGGAUUCUACUUCCACUACAGUUUCUGUAGUUGCCGUUCAGAGACACAGAUUUAUAAGAAACCCGGUAAGUGGUCGUAACGGCACACAGACCGCUCCAUCAUCACCAGAGACACACAAGGAAGAGGACAUCUUAGUCGAUUCGUCACAACUACUUCCAGUAGUAAUUCCAGAGCCAUCCGUAAAGCCGGCGCUUUCACCUACAUCGCCACAACCACCACUACCACCACCACCACCACCACCACCUCCGCCGACAAUUAAGUCCAAUCCCGUGCUAGUGCACGUGGCCGAUUACGUUUCAUCUGAUUGUGUAGACAGCAUCGAUUCGGAUGAUCAGCGAUCACUGCGAACCCGAGAAAUCGACCUAGGGGGAUCGGAUGCCGAAGGGUCUAUCGAUCACCCGCACCCUUUCCCGGAGUCUUCCGACGACGAUUUACCUCCAGACGAUGAUGACGAUAAUGAUGAUUUGGACCUAUCUUCGGCAGAUCCGACCACUCUACCACCCCGAUCAUCACCGUCGUCAGCAUCGCUGACCGAUGCCCGAAUAGUGACCACGUCCAAGUCGGACGGGCAAAUAUACAGUCGGAGACGGCGUUGUGACGAACUCGAUGACGACGCGAGCACGUCUAGCCUGAACCAAAAGACUCAGUGCUGCAUGCGAUUCAAAGCGCACCCGAAGUCGUCCAGGAAGCGAUCACAGUCUCAUUCUUGCAAGUUGAUCUAAUCGUAUAACGCAUCCAAAGUCACUCGCAUAUAUGAUAUACAUAUAUAUAUAUAUGUACAUUAUAUUCAUAUCAGCCGCUCUUAUAUUACCACAGGCUAUUGUCCAAGUGUUAUAAAAUUAUAUUAAACAGGAAGUAUUCUGUAUAUAUAUAUACACAUUUUUUUAUUCAAAAUAUAGAAUAGACUUAUUGUGGUAAUCAACAAACGAGUCAGUUGAAAUAAAAUCAUCAUAGUAGUUGUGUAAUAGUUUCAUACCCAAAAACACUGCCCAAUGUAGCCGAAAUUAUGUUGCAUUUAAUUCAUAUUAUAAACGUUUUAAAUUAUACGUGCUUAAAUUUAUAGUAACAAUGUUUUGGGUUGUUUAUAAAAAUCCGUUGAUUAUUAUCACCAAUAGCCCAAACCAUAUGAAUCGAUAAAAAAGAAAGCCAAUAUAAUUUAAUAUUAUUUUAUACAAAUAUCAUUUCACAAAUCAUCCUCCUCUUAAUUUUACUGUUUGCUACUAAAAUGCAAUUGUUUAUACAUAGUAUAUACAUUUAAAAAAGUGUGUUAUAAACCAUGUAGGUAUGUGUUUACGUUUUCCAUAAAUUAUCAAUUAAUUCAUACUCUUUUGAAUAAUUAUUAAAAUAAUCAGAAAAGUAUACGACAUGAGUUUUUGAGAGUUUUUGCAUAUUUUAGAGCUUCUAGUUUAUUCGUGUGAAGCCUUAUAUAAAACCGUUGUUAUUUUAGAUAGCAUGUCAUAAUCAUAUGUAUCACAUGUCAUAUUCAAAAGGCGGGUUUUUUUGUGUUUAUGAGUGAUACAAGUUAAAUGUUUAUGUAAUACAUUAUUACAUGUUUACAAUCAACUUAAGGUUAUUAGUAGAUUUUAUUUGCACGAGAAUAGCAUUAUAUUUCAAUAAUUUAUUUUAAUCUAAAACACAAAUAAGAAAAAAAAAAAACAAAUAAAACCAUGUAUUGAAUUGUAAUUUUUUUUUACUUAUAAUUGCUCUUAGCCGAUCAUGUAUACGUUUAGCAUAUUAUUAUCUUCUUAUAUAAUAAGACAAUAGAUUUAGUUCCUAAUUAUUAUUUCAAUGUCUUUGAAAUUAUGUGUAGUACUUCUUUACUUCUUCUAUACCUUAUUGAAAUUUACGUUUUUCCGUAAUAAAUUGACUGACCUCUAACAUUUUUAACAACCCCACAUGGGACGAAUAUAUAGUUAAAAUGAGAAACAUUGCAAAAAUAAUGUAAUCAGAACUGAGUCUACUUUCGAUCUCUCCCAAUAGACCAUCUUCACAUUUUUUAAAUUAAUUGUAUCAUAAAAUAUGUAC
Melanaphis sacchari is the source of this 4588-nucleotide messenger RNA. Its product is annotated as soluble guanylate cyclase 88E-like. Gene Ontology annotation, biological process: cGMP biosynthetic process; nitric oxide-cGMP-mediated signaling; response to oxygen levels. NCBI's taxonomy places the organism in Eukaryota, Metazoa, Arthropoda, Insecta, Hemiptera, Aphididae. The record is from RefSeq and is a predicted model, not a curated record. Gene Ontology annotation, cellular component: guanylate cyclase complex, soluble. The transcript is spliced from 16 exons. Bases 448 to 3285 code for a protein of 945 amino acids. Gene Ontology annotation, molecular function: guanylate cyclase activity; oxygen sensor activity; heme binding.